AUGUCCGACGACGAAAACCUCUCCAUCUAUGACGAAAUCGAAAUCGAAGACAUGACCUUUGACGAAGCCCUCCAGCUAUACCACUACCCUUGCCCCUGCGGCGACCGCUUCCAGAUUGCCCUGGACGACCUACGCGACGAGCAGGACAUUGCAGUUUGUCCCAGUUGCAGCCUGAUGAUCCGCGUUAUUUUCGACCUGGACGAUUUACCGAAACCACCACCUUCUGGAAACGGAGCACAAGUUCCUAUCGCUGCUUAG
Molecule: messenger RNA, 258 nt
Organism: Metarhizium brunneum ARSEF 3297
Lineage: Eukaryota; Fungi; Ascomycota; Sordariomycetes; Hypocreales; Clavicipitaceae
Gene: DPH3
Product: Diphthamide biosynthesis protein 3
Source: RefSeq, a predicted model, not a curated record